AUGGCACCAGUGCCGAAAGAGUGUGACUAUUUGGUCAUUGGAGGUGGUAGUGGUGGUUUGGCAUCAGCCCGGAGAGCUUCUUCAAAGCAUGGUGCCAAGGUCAUUGCUGUGGAACAUCAGCGACUCGGGGGAACUUGUGUCAAUGUCGGAUGUGUACCCAAGAAGGUUACCUGGAACGCAGCCUCUAUCGCCGAGACCAUCAAGGAAGCAAAAGCUUAUGGCUUUUCGGUUAAAGAGACAGCGCCAUUCGAUUGGCCGGGAUUCGUCAAGAAGCGUGCUGCGUACGUCGAGAGAUUGAACGGAAUAUACGCAAAGAACCUCGACAAAGAUAAAGUGGAGCUUCUCCGAGGCCGCGCAAGGUUCCUGAACAAGCAUGAAGUCCAGGUUACGAUGAAUGAUGGCUCAGAGGUCAAUGUCAAGGCGAAGAAGGUCCUCAUUGCUGUUGGGGGCUACCCUACACUACCUCCAAUUCCAGGUGCCAAGGAGCAUGCGAUUACGAGCGAUGGCUUUUUCGAACUUACACAACAACCAAAGAAGAUUGCUGUCGUAGGAGCUGGCUAUAUUGGUGUCGAAAUGGCUGGUAUGCUGCACGCGCUCGGCUCGGAGGUGCAUUUUUUCAUUCGUCAUGACACUUUCCUGCGAACUUUCGAUCCUCUUAUCCAAGAAAAGGUUACUGAAGAGUACAUCCGCCAAGGCAUGCAUCUCCACAAACGGUCUUCAAUCACGAAGAUAGAGGAUGCUGGCAAUGGGCAGAAGAAGAUCACAGUAGAUCUGAAUGGAAAGGAGGAGACGAUGGAGGUUGACACUGUUCUAUUCGCCAUCGGACGUAAACCUGAGGUGGACUCUCUGGGUAUCGACAAGAUCGGGCUGGAGGUUGACGAUAAGAGCCAUAUCAAGGUCGACAAAUACCAGAACACCAAUGUUGAGAACAUCUACGCUCUUGGAGAUGCUUGCAACGCUGGCUUCGAGCUCACCCCUGUCGCCAUCGCUGCUGGUCGGAAGUUGGCUGGGCGUCUUUUUGGUGGCUUGAACGAUGCUCAUCUUGUGUACGAGAACAUUCCCUCAGUUGUCUUUGCUCAUCCCGAGGUUGGCUCUAUCGGCUUGACUGAACCUCAAGCAAGAGAGAAGUAUGGAGACACCAUAAAAAUUUACCAGACUAGCUUUACCGCUAUGUACUAUUCCAUGAUGGAACAAGAAGACAAAGGACCUACUGCAUAUAAGAUCAUUUGCGAAGGUCCAAAUGAGAGAAUUGUUGGUCUGCACAUUCUUGGACUUGGUAGUGGUGAAAUCUUGCAGGGCUUCGGUGUUGCUAUUAAGAUGGGAGCGACGAAGCAAGACUUUGAUAACUGCGUUGCUAUCCACCCAGUAUCUGCGGAGGAGCUUGUAACGAUGACUUGA
Molecule: messenger RNA, 1398 nt
Organism: Pseudovirgaria hyperparasitica
Lineage: Eukaryota; Fungi; Ascomycota; Dothideomycetes; Acrospermales; Acrospermaceae
Product: glutathione reductase-like protein
Exons: 4
Coding region: 1-1398 (465 amino acids)
Biological process (GO): cellular response to oxidative stress; glutathione metabolic process; cell redox homeostasis
Cellular component (GO): mitochondrion; cytosol
Molecular function (GO): NADP binding; glutathione-disulfide reductase (NADPH) activity; flavin adenine dinucleotide binding
Source: RefSeq, a predicted model, not a curated record